Molecule: messenger RNA, 6768 nt
Organism: Lymnaea stagnalis (great pond snail)
Lineage: Eukaryota; Metazoa; Mollusca; Gastropoda; Lymnaeidae
Source: the annotation of a GenBank genome assembly
CCUUUUGAAUAUGGCGGCUUCCCAUGAAAUAAACAAAACAUUUGUGUGAAUAUUAAAAUAGUCUUAAUAUUUGUUUAUAAUUUGUUUAUACAAUGCUUUUAGUGAUAACAAGUAUUCAAAGAAAUGAAAAUUUCCUGAAAAUAGAUAUAAUAAGUCUAAUAUUGGACCAUUUUAGGAUAUUUAAAAUGGAAAUAUAAUAAUCAAUAUCAAAGUAAAGUGUAAAAUCUGUAAAGCAAAUUGAAAAGCAAAGUCUGCAAAGUAAGUAAAUUGAAUUUUUGACUUGACUAAAAUUAAAAUACCCAACUUCCAAGGGUACUGUUCUUGCAAAACCAAAUACCACGCCAGCCCACAACAGGUCAGAAAUUAAAUUGAAAGACAUAUAAAGUAAAUGAUUCUCAUUUAUUUUAAAGUGAAGAUUAAUAAUUAUGUAAUUAAUUUUGAUAAUAACUGUGGCGUAAAUAACACACAGUAGGCCCAACAGUGAAUCAGUAGAAAUGAAUUUAACUAGGCCCAAUUUUUUAGACCUUUCCCAUCCAAGUAUUUUUAGUAAAUGUCUAGAUGGUUACACCCAAAAUGCGAAAGAAAUCUAUGAAUAGUAUUAUAUUAAAAAUGUGCCCUAAGAACAAAUGUAAUGUUUAAAGAUUAAGACAAGACUUUUAGAGCUGUCAACAUAGGUGUUGCAUUAGCAACCCUUCUUUAUAAUGAUAGAUCAAACGUAUUAGAGGCUCCUCUAAGAUUUUUACAGGUUUCCUUUUGCUCAAUUUACUUUUAAUUAUCGAAUUAUACGUCUGGCGGCAUGUCACGUGACCGCCGGACGGCUAGUAGUUUUUAUAAUUCCGAACGAAGUGCAGUUUGGUAGAUCUUGUGUGUUCUUGUGGUAGAGUGGUCGCUUGACGAUAUUAUUGUUUGAGGAUCAAUACUGGGGAUAGGAUGUUUUUUUUUUUUCUUCCCAUUUUAAUUAAAAAUAUUUUAUACUAUAUUUAUAUUAUCAUGUUCAUCAGCAACAGUAGUUUCAUGUGAAGUUUUUAAAUAUUUUUUAGCAAUUUAAAGAAUUUAAAAUGAAAUCUUUUACUUUUAUUGGUUGCCUACUCCACACUGGCCCCUAAUUUAUUUUAAGGAUUACUGGUACACAAACUCAAAUAACAAACUAAACAAAAAUGUUUAGAAGCCACUUUCACUUAAGUUUUUUUCUAUUAUUUACAUUCAAGAUACUCAGUACAUUACUUGGUAGAGAAAUAGAUUUUAAAAUUAAUAAUAGUUUUGAAUCAUUCACAGUCAAGAUAUCUCUCGCCACUUUGUUACGGCGGUCAUGUGACUUGGUCGCCGGGCAAAAUAGUGCUGGAGAUAUACGUCCGGCGCGCCGGACGUGUAGACACUGCCUUUAAUUAUUUCAUUACGAUGGAUGGGUGCUAAGCGGAUAUCAAAGGCACAAAAACUAAUGACCUAGUCCUUAGAAGUUAGAAAAACCAGAAGAAGGCUUAAAUUAGAGUUAGAAGAGGCAAAAGUUGAAGCUAAUUGACAUCCUUAUCUUUCAGGGGGAUCAUUAAAUUAAUUAAAAUUAGAGAAUUUAUUAAAGUUUUGAACAAAAUUAUUGCAUUUUGAUUCCCAAAAUUUCUAAGUUUAGUUCACAUAAAAAAUAACUUUUUUAAAUAUCAACCAAUUUUUUUUAAAUUUUGAAUGAAACUAUAUUUUAUAAAUGUCAAUGUCAGAAACUAAGGAUAUUACAAUAUAGUAAUAUUAAUAAUUUAAUUAAUUACAAAUUUAACAAUCCAUCAAAGUUUGAUUUUAAAAUGAAAAAAUUAAGACACUUCGGCAAGCUGUGAUACAAAACGUAUUCAAAAAAUUACAUUUUUCUUAGCUGUCAUCAUAGCUAAUCCAUAUUUCUGUAUGGUUAAAAAAGUAAAAUAAAUUUGAGCUUAAAACAUUCCAACUAAUUUUUUAGUCUUACAUGUUAAUUUCCUGAAUCACAUUUUUCAUUUUUCUUUCCAAUGUGAGAAAACUAAUAUGUAUCACUUUUUAAUUAUUUUAUGUGUUUUUAUGGUAGAAUGACUAUUCAUUAAGCUUCAGUGAAAAUUUGACACUUGUAACUUUAAUAGAUUUUGUGUGUGAAUUUUUUAGUAGUCAACCUAUGAUCUGGGUGUACCCUCAAACUUUCCUAUAAAUUAAAAAUGCUGAAAUUUUCAUUGCAGAGUGCUACACCAGGAUGCCCCCCAAGAAAAAGUAUGAUGGUGUGGAUGUCAAGGUGCGACUGGAAGGGGAUUUAGAGGACCGUUUUGUGACUCUGUGCGAGGAUUGGAAAGUUUCACAAGUAAGUGACACAUGGACACUUCACACCAGUAGCAUAUUGUCAUUAUUAGGGUACAAAAUUAAACUGACCCCUUUAAUUAUGACAGAAGGAUGUUUACUUUGAAAAAAUUUGAUCUUCAUCCAGCCAUUAGGUUCUUGCUCCUUUUGAUGUAAUAACUUGAAGCACUGAUUAUACUAUACUAAUACUAUUUCUGUAAUGCAAUCCUAUUUCUUUCCAGUUCCUAGAAAACAUCACCAGUCUGCUGCUUGAAGAAAUGAAGAACCAGUCGUAUAAUGUUAUCUUAACUUAUGACCAAUUGCCUCCCGAAGUCCUUGAGUAUGAAGAGGAGUUCGGAAAUCGGAUUCUAUCCUGCAAGGAACUUGUUCUUCAAACCAAAGGACAAGCUUACAACAGGUGACCUUUUUAAAUACCAAAACAGGCAUUUUUAUUGAUUAUACACUGUAAAUGAAUGAAGGAAAGGCGAAAUUCCAAAAUUUAUUGGACACAUAUUUCUCCUUUAUUCCCUGACGAACAAACAUUUUCCUUUUCAUGUUCUUUUUCUGUAGCUGUAGUCAGUGUUUUUCAAACAGUCGACAUUUAAAUAAAAUCUAAUUUUAAAAAAAUUGAACGAAAAUUAAAUCUGGGACAGCAGAAUAAAUGUGUAUUUCUAAAUAAAUGGUUUAAUUUUUUCUUCUUCAAUCAAAACAAUUUUUAAAAAAGUUAAAAUUACAAGUAACCAAUGUAUGAGGUACCAAUAGCAAUAACUGGAGGAAAGGAUAUGUUAAACAGUAUUUUCAGAUGAGCUAUAAAAUAAGGAUAUGUUAGCAAAAUUUCCUACAGGGGCAGAUAUUUCUUUAGGUGAGUAACUUUGUUAAUCCCAAUGUUUUAUUUAUAUUCGAUAGUGAUUUCUAAAUGAUAUUAACUGAUUCUCAACUCAACAGAGGAGUGAACAGAGAAACUCAGGUUGAGACAAGCAUUGAGAGUACAGAAAAACCUUGUGAGUAAUCAUAUAAAAGCAAUAUAUAUAUAUAUAUUGUUAUUAACAUUAUGGUGGUUUUAUAUAGCGCAGUACCACAGCCUAGGGCUAGGCUCACUGCGUUUCACAUAAAAAUUAGCAAUUCCAGAAAAUUACACAUUAAAGACAAAAAUUGGUGAAAAGCUUGACCUCACCCACCCCAGUACUAUCUACCCCUGUCCAGCCACCGACAGGGGGGGUUGAGAAUGAGUCCUACAUGAUACACGACAUAAAAUUGCUACAAUGUGUGUUUGGGGGAGGAUGGCUUUAGAAACAAUUACUUUAGAAACAAUCAGCUUACUUUAGAAACAAUAACUUUAGAAACAAUUACUUUAGAAACAAUAACUUUAGAAACAAUUACUUUAGAAACAAUUACUUUAGAAACAAUUACUAUAUAAACAAUAACUUUAGAAACAAUAACUUUAGAAACAAUUACUUUAGAAACAAUUACUUUAGAAACAAUUACUUUAGAAACAAUUAGCCUACUUUAGAAACAAUAAUUUUAGAAACAAUAACUUUAGAAACAAUUACUUUAGAAACAAUUACUUUAGAAACAAUUACUUAAGAAACAAUUAGCCUACUUUAGAAACAAUUACUUUAGAAACAAUUAGCCUACUUUAGAAAGAAUUACUUAAGAAACAAUUAGCCUACUUUAGAAACAAUUUCUUUAGAAACAAUUAGCCUACUUUAGAAACAAUAACUUUAGAAACAAUUACUUUAGAAACAAUUAGCCUACUUUAGAAACAAUAAUUUUAGAAAAAAUAACUUUAGAAACAAUUACUUUAGAAACAAUUACUUUAGAAACAAUUACUUAAGAAACAAUUAGCCUACUUUAGAAACAAUUAGCCUACUUUAGAAACAAUUAGCCUACUUUAGAAACAAUUACUUUAUAAACAAUUAGCCUACUUUAGAAACAAUUACUUUAGAAAUAAUUAGCCUACUUUAGAAACAAUUACUUUAGAAACAAUUAGCCUACUUUAGAAACAUAACUUUAGAAACAAUUACUUUAGAAACAAUAACUUUAGAAACAAUUACUUUAGAAACAAUUACUUUAGAAACAAUAACUUUAGAAACAAUUAUUUUAGAAACAAUUAGCCUACUUUAGAAACAAACCCAAAACAAGUUAUGCAAAGUUGGAUUUGUUUAUGUUUUCAAAAUAUCCCCCCACCCCCCUUCCCAAUCUCAAUCUCAAUUAAAGCGCAUAAAUGUGAAGCUUUUAUUUCUUUCCAGAGUGCUACAUCAUUAUAUCCCCCCCCACCCCUCUUCCCAGACUAAGCAUAUACAACAAUACCUUGAAUAUUGCAAUGGUUACGUUCUGAGACACCCCCCCGCCCCCCAGCCAAAUAAAGCGAAUUGAGAUCAAUAUAUAUUUUAAAGCUAAGAAAACCCCUCACACACUCCUUUUAACCUUCCCCACAGUUUUAAUUAAAAUUACAUUUAAGAUAUUUUCAAUUUUUUAGGCUAGCUAAUUGCGUAUUUUACCGCAAAAAAAUAAUUUAAAUAAUAAAUACCGUAUAUAAACCAACGCAUACUGUAUAACUGAAAAAAAUCACUUGAAAUAGCAAAAAAUCUGUUCAACAUAUCCUAGGAGCAAAUCCUCAAAGUAGCGAGGUAUUACUAAAUAUAUUUUUCUACAUAUGUAAGUCAGUGUAACUGUAGUAAAAGUUAAUAAAAGAUUAUUAGUACCGGUAUUAGAUGAAAAUUAUAAGUUUUUUUUUUAGAAUCAAAAAUUAUUAUUAUGACCAUAUAAUUUAUAGUAAAUCUGUACCUUUGGUCAGUGAAAGUUUUCAAAGUUGUAUUUAACCUGGCCAUAGCGCUUAUGAUAACCUGGUCUUAUAAACUCUAAAUAAACUAUGGCUAAUAUUAAUAUGUAACUGACGAUGAUAUAAGUUAAACUGAUAUUAUUCAGCACAAAAAGUAGAUUAUUAUUCAAAUGUUAUAUCCUAAACAAACCAAAUAAGAUACAUCUACGAAUAGUCCAUUCACUGUGUAAAUGAGGAUGUUAAUUUACGCAUAUCAUGUAGUACUAGACUAGACCAGUUAUUGACUAUAAGAAAUGUCGAGCUUCAGCCCUGUUUUUCUUGUGUUAUCUUAAUAAGAAUUUAAACAGUCGCCAGUAUAUAAAAAUAUUCAGGUUUCAUGCGACUUACAAGCCAUGUGCCUCAUUUGUUUAUCUGCGGGAAGAAACACAGUGAUGUCUCUACUAACACAGUGAUGUCUCUACUAACACAGUGAUGUCUCAACUAACACAGUGAUGUCUCUGCUAUCACAGUGAAUGUUUGUGUUAUGGGUCGAAUCUUUAUUUCAUUUAUUUCAAAACAUACAAAGACUGUAAAUUUGUUUGACUAUUGCUAAUCAUCAACAUGAUGAAAUGAUAAUUACCAUCAAACCCUUAUCAAAUAGAAACUAUCACUAUCACAAAUCCUUGAAAGUCAGACCAUUUUCUUUAUCCUUCUCUUUUUGGUGUUUUAGAUUCUUGGAUUUACAACCUCGAUGAUGAUGUUAAAAACAGGCAGAUGAAGGAAAAGGAUGUGGCUCGAAUUGCGUUAUGUCUGGAUGAUCUCAAAAUGAUGACCAAGUUCACCCUUAUGACGGGACUUGGAUUCAAAAAAGGUGAAAUAGAAAUAGCCAUGUCGAACAGCAAAGGACAAGAUAUGGAUUGGUGCGCUGAUCUUCUGUUUCGUUGGGUCUACAAGAACACCAGCGAAGCAACCUUCCGGGUUCUUCUGGAACAGAUGAGAAUAGUUGAGGAUCUGAAGCCUGGCACAGGCGACUGGGAGAAGAUAAAGAAAGUGGUUCUCCUCAGUGGCUCAAGCACCAAUGGGAAAUAACAAUUGAUCUUGUGUCCUCUUAACCAUUUCAGAUGUGAACAUUUGUCAAAGAACUUACUCUUUACAUUUUAAGUUCUGCUAGGUCAAAAUGUGAUAUAAAUUGCUCCAAAAUAAAGUUCAGCUUUUCGGUUUUUAAAUGUAAAAAUGUUGUCAUAGUUCCAAACUGAAUAAAUGUGUGUCUCAAGACAUACUUCAUAACAUCAGAAACACACCUCUAGAAGUGGCAUGCUUUUGAACAAAUUCAAUUAGUUAAACAAAUGUUCACAGCUGCCAACUGAAACUCAUUAGAAAGGCAAUCAAUAAACAAGCUUUGGGUUCAAUAAAUCUUUGUUGCUGUUUUUAAAAAAAAAUGUCUUGUUAGUGGAAUGCGAAAUGAUACAUGAGAAUCUACAUCACCGUCAACAUGAAAGAAAAAAAACCCAAACAAAACAACAAUCUUGAGACCUCCGUAUCCGGUAGGUUGGUAGCAGUGUUAGCGUAUUUAAUUAGACAGUCAUGCCUUUUAACUCUGUCACAGUUUUAAAAAAAAAACUUUGCUGAUGUGUUACCAACACCUCACAAUAACCCCUCUGUGCCUGAUUCACAAUAUUAACAGCUUUUGUGUUUUGAAAUAAAUCGGAAGAGGUAUCCAUAGC